AUGUAUUCCGAGCCGUUGUUUAGAAACGAUAUUAGUUCAGCCGGGCCACUUGACACCAUGGUGGCCUGGGUGACCAAGUUCGUCUCACAUUGCAUACGGGAUUCCCGGCUUAUGAACCCAAUUGUUAAUAAACCCGAUGUAAUAUUUAUUGAUGAGGUGGUGGCCAUGGCCUCAGUAGAGCGCUCGGGUAUACCCUGGAAAUGGUUGUACGACGAGCGCACACCACCUCCCGGCUCAGGUUUAGCAGCAAAUGGUGACCGUAAAGAGUGGGCGCACUUCAGGCAUACCGUAAACGAUGCCAUUAAAGACAUAUGGCGUGAGUUUAAUGACUAUUUUGUGAGCAAUGGUUUACCACCACUUGAUUACGGCCAGUAUGUGCGCCAACCAACACAUCUACACAUAUACCCACUGCCCGUUGAACUGGACUACACAGACCUGAGACCAUAUGUGCGCCAACCAACACAUCUACACAUAUACCCACUGCCCGUUGAACUGGACUACACAGACCUGAGACCAGUGCCCGACCGUUGUUUACAGUUGGACAACUUGAUGCGUGAAGAUGUGCACCCUACUUUCACUUUACCUAAACAACUUUCCAAUAAGCCAAGCAAAUUGAUCUACGUAGAUUUAGAUCUAGAUUUAAUGGCAAAACUGGCCAAAUAUAAGCACUGGUUUAUUGUAUCAAGAGGUCCGCAUCAUGAUAAGUAUAAGUUGCCGGGUGCUGAUAUGUGGGGCCCACAAACUGUGCCUCAGAUACAAGUGCUGCCAUUAGUGGAUCUGGUACCAAUGGUUGUGCUGCCAGUGUUUGGCGGUCAGUUUGAUAACGCACAGAGACUGCAUGAGUCGGGCUAUGGUAUACGACUGGAUGCCUACCGGUGCUCUGAGGCCGAGUUGUUGUGCGCAAUCGGUAAGCUGUUUGACGGUAACGAAUUGAAAGGAAACUACAAGAAUACAAUCAGAUAA
Medioppia subpectinata is the source of this 963-nucleotide messenger RNA. The record is from the annotation of a GenBank genome assembly. NCBI's taxonomy places the organism in Eukaryota, Metazoa, Arthropoda, Arachnida, Sarcoptiformes, Oppiidae.